Molecule: messenger RNA, 1319 nt
Organism: Periconia digitata
Lineage: Eukaryota; Fungi; Ascomycota; Dothideomycetes; Pleosporales; Periconiaceae
Source: the annotation of a GenBank genome assembly
UGCACGCUACUCUCCCCAAAGUCGCUGCCACACCGCCAACGACUGAACAUCGGCUCCCUACCAUGCCUAUCAUGCUGGCCCGCCGCAACAACAAGCCGUCACUGCCGAGCCGCCCCGCGGAGAGCCCACGCUUCAACGAACUUCCCGAAGAUGUACUCAUCCUGAUCUUCUCCCAGUGCCGCAUCGACGAACUUCUCGCCCUGCGCCUCACCAGCUUGAGGGCGCACAGCAUCAUCUCCGAGUAUGUUGCGUCCAUCGUACCUUGCGUGGCGCGCUCCACGUUCCCCUCCAGCCAGCUCCUCCUCGCCCCACUACAGAAGCCCACCGCCUAUACGCUGGCAUGGCUCCAGGACCUGAUACCGCAGCAGCUUGCCGCUAUCUUGGUCGACAGGCAUCGCUUCAGCCACCCGUGGUCACAACAGCGCUAUGGCAUACCAGCCGAGGACGCCUACGGUGACGCGUUGCGCUGCCGCAUCGCAAACGGUUGGCGAGUGCUCGGCCAGCUCUCCAACAUAUCCAAACAUGUUUACGGUUUGAGCGCCAAGGAUAUCCUGAAAUCGGCAAAAGACCUUGCCUGGAAAGUGGUGCAUCCUUCGCGAUACAAAUUCCAGGUGUUCAAACAGAGAGAAGACAUGAUACUCGAAAAGCGGUUCGAGUACAUCAACACCCUGUCUGAUAAUGAAGCACGCGACUAUAAACUCAUGUUUAUGCUUCUAUCCUCGGCUUUCCGCACUUCCAUCAUCAACCAUGGCGACGAUCACAAACCUUGGAUUUUCGAUUGGAGCUGCGGCAUCGACGGGCAGCGCCUUCUGCGGCGGGGAAACUCGUGGCUUACGUGGUUUGUACUACACGAAGGCCCGCAGCUUUUCUGGCAGCAGUGGUGGUCUCUCCCCGCGGACACGCUCGAAACCAAGAACCACAUCCGCGACCGGUCCAUCGAGGCCUGGUUUGGCCGCACGAAAAUCACACCCGAGGACUUCAUCCGACAGUUCCUGCCCGACAAAUGGAACGAUGUCAACGAGAAGUGGCACGACGUGCAGCGCGACCACGCCUCGCGGGUGCAAAGGGCAGUGGAGGAGCGCGCUGCGUUGGCCUCGGAUUUCACGCCGGUCAACCCAAUCCUGUACUUUACACAGUAUGCCGAAUGCCGUCAGCUUCGGGAGCAAACGGGGUCUCCGGUUGUGGCUACAGAAACGUUAUCGCACGUCCCGUUCCAUAUCGAUUUCCGCUGCCCAGAGGAGCUUUUCCAGAAAUUCUGCUUGCUCAGAGAGGAAAAGGCGGUUGCUCUUGCGACGCAGGUGUCGUCGGCACGGGAGUGA